GCUAAAGCUGUCAAGUUUUGUACCGACUGUUGUUUACUGUAUUGUAAAGACUGUUUGGCUUCUUUUCAUCCCAUGAUGGGUGCUAUGAAGCGUCACCGGCUGAUUUCGUCCCAGGAGUACCUCUCUCUGGAAACCUCACAGCGACAAACCAGUGGCAGGGAUGAACAAUCAACUCAGCAGCCGUCAUGUCCAAAACAUGGUCAGCCAUUCGGCUUGUACUGUGUACCGUGCCGGCUGGUGAUCUGUAUGGGGUGUGUGGUUGACCAUCCGGAACAUGCUGUGCGGGAUAUACCAUCUGCAGCGGAGAAUGCCAAGCCAGCGGUCUUGAACAAGACCAGUGAACUGGAGAAAGUGCUACAAGAAACUAAAGAAUCACUGUCAGGAGUUACGAGGCUGUACAAUAAGAUACAGGAAACCCAGGAACUUCACACUCAAGAGGUAGAAAGGGCUUAUUGUGCAGCCUUGGAAGCCUUACAAACCUGGAAACAACAGUCCUUAGAUGGCAUAAAAACACGCUAUUCACAGUGGGGUGUGGAGUGUAGCGCUAUACUCAAACAUUUCCAGCUACAUUCCCAGGAAAUGGAGAGAAUGGUCGAGGCUUCCAAAGAUUUAUUAGCCUCAAUGGACAUCGAGUUUUUACAGGGUUCCACGGACUUCACCAAAACAAUUGAUGACCAGCUGAAUGAGAUAAGAGCAGAUCUGGAGAAACAUGAGGUCAGCAGACAGGAGCUUCUAGAUUCUGUACAACAUGACCAAGUUGUCCCUAGACAGGUGACUGUAAAAGAGACAGUGGAAGAACGUCAGGACAUAGAAGCAGCGGUCGGCGGGCAACCCCUAUGUGUUACAAGUAGGUUGUUACAUGUAUAAAAGGUAUACAUUAAGGUGUGCUCAGAGGACAAAAACAACUGUAGGGUUUACAUUAGUAUGUGCAUCAAAGAUACAGACAUAAAGUGGAGAAGGUGCACAGUUGUGUGCGUUCAAAACACGCGGUGGAGUGUAAAGAAAACAAGACGACAUGAGCUGUAAUGCAGCAGGGCGCACCCAGAAAAUGAACAGUAUUCCAAGAGUAACAAAAGUGAGAAGAGUUUACAAAAAGCACAGAUAGUGUGAGGUGUACAUUAGGGUGUGAACAAAACACAAACUUAGGUCCGGCAUUAAUUACUGUGUCCACGUAAGACACAAACUAAUCUGAGGUAUGCAUUAGGGUGAGCAAAAAAGAUACAAACUAAUGUGAGGUAUGCAAUAGGGUGGGCAAAACAGAUACAAAUUAAUGUGAGGUAUCCAAUAGGGUGGGCAAAACAGAUACAAACUAAUGUGAGGUAUGCAUUAGUGUGGGCAAAAGAAAAAUACAAACUAAUGUGAGGUAUAUAGUAAGGUGUGCAGAUGGGAUAUAAACUAAUGUGAGUUAUACAGUAGGGUGUGCACGGAAGACACAAGCUAAUAUAGAGACAUGAAAUAAGGUAUGGUACUUGUAAAGUGUACACUGGGCUCAGAAGUCGAAAGGAAAUCAGUAGGCUGUCCUGAGAGAUUAAAAGCCAAUGCAAGCUACUUAUAGCAUGGUUUGCUCAGAAAUAAGAAAAAAAAUAAAAUAAGUGUAUUCAACAAUAUGUUAUUUUCUUCAAAAAAGGAAAGCACAUUGCAGAGUGUACAGUUAGAACAGGACAGAUGGUAGUGUAUCCCUCGGUGUCUGGGUGAUAUUUACUUCGUGUUCAAAUAAACAAGUGCACUGUUAUAACAGGACACGUGGCAAGGCACGUCAUGUUUGCAAAUCAGUAGGUGUACUGUUAAUACAGAACAGAUUACAUAUUGUACAACUGAGUGUCUGAGAGAUGUUUACCGCAUGAUUGUGUACAAAUCAGUAGGUGUACUGUUAAUACAGAACAGAUAACAUAGUGUACCACUGAGUGUCUGAGUGAUGUUAACCUCAUGACUGUGUACAAAUCAGCAGGUGUACUGUUAAUACAGAACAGAUAACACAGUGUACAACUGAGUGUCUGAGUGAUGUUUACCUCAUGAUUGUGUACAAAUCAGCAGGUGUACUGUUAAUACAGAACAGAUAACAUAGUGUACCUCUGAGUGUCUGAGUGAUAUUUACCUCAUGAUAGUGUACAAAUCAGUAGGUGUACUGUUAAUACAGAACAGAUUACAUAUUGUACAACUGAGUGUCUGAGUGAUGUUUACCUCAUGAUUGUGUACAAAUCAGUAGAUGUACUGUUAAUACAGAACAGAUAACAUAGUGUACCUCUGAGUGUCUGAGUGAUGUUAACCUCAUGACUGUGUACAAAUCAGCAGGUGUACUGUUAAUACAGAACAAAUUACAUAUUGUACAACUGAGUGUCUGAGUGAUGUUUACCUCAUGAUUGUGUACAAAUCAGCAGGUGUACUGUUAAUACAGAAAAGAUAACAUAGUGUACAACUGAGUGUCUGAGUGAUAUUUACCUCAUGAUUGUGUACAAAUCAGCAGGUGUACUGUUAAUACAGAACAGAUUACAUAUUGUACAACUGAGUGUCUGAGUGAUGUUUACCUCAUGAUUGUGUACAAAUCAGCAGGUGUACUGUUAAUGCAGAACAGAUUACAUAUUGUACAACUGAAUGUCUGAGUGAUGUUUACCUCAUGAUUGUGUACAAAUCAGUAGGUGUACUGUUAAUACAGAACAGAUAACAUAGUGUACCUCUGAGUGUCUGAGUGAUGUUAACCUCAUGACUGUGUACAAAUCAGCAGGUGUACUGUUAAUACAGAAUUGAUUACAUAUUGUACAACUGAGUGAUGUUUACCUUGUGAUUGUGUACAAAUAAGUAGGUGUACUGUUAGAAAAGGAUAGAUAACAUAGUGUACCCUUUAGUGAAAUAAAAAGAAAGUAACUUGGAAUAUUGAAGUCAUAAUAUUAGUCUGUAUUUCUGUUACUAUGUUUGUGGCAUCAUCAGGAAAUAUAUAUAGUAAAUAAUACAUAGGUUUGUAUACAUGUAGCCGCGUAGGUGUACAAUGCAUGCACGUAUAAAGACAAAACACUGUAUGGUAAGUUAGCAGAAAGACAGGAGUGGUUGAGCGUGAGUGAGUGAGUGAGUGAGUGCUUGGGGUUUAACGUCGUACUCAAUGGUUGAGCGUGAAUGACAUAAUAUGAAGCUGGUAUUGCAUGAGAAAGUACUGAGGAAAAGGGAAUAGAAUGUACAGC
This is a messenger RNA of Liolophura sinensis, 3173 nucleotides long. RefSeq lists its product as uncharacterized. Bases 73 to 867 code for a protein of 264 amino acids. The record is from RefSeq and is a predicted model, not a curated record. NCBI's taxonomy places the organism in Eukaryota, Metazoa, Mollusca, Polyplacophora, Chitonida, Chitonidae. Gene Ontology annotation, molecular function: ubiquitin protein ligase activity; zinc ion binding. The transcript has 5 exons.